Molecule: messenger RNA, 1960 nt
Organism: Melanaphis sacchari
Lineage: Eukaryota; Metazoa; Arthropoda; Insecta; Hemiptera; Aphididae
Product: fatty acyl-CoA reductase wat-like
Exons: 8
Coding region: 273-1931 (552 amino acids)
Biological process (GO): long-chain fatty-acyl-CoA metabolic process
Cellular component (GO): peroxisome
Molecular function (GO): alcohol-forming very long-chain fatty acyl-CoA reductase (NADP+) activity
Source: RefSeq, a predicted model, not a curated record
AUUGUCUUCAGACGUUACUCGUACUCCAAUAAGUAAACACAAGUGCUUAAACCGUAUCGGUUGUGCAGUGUGAUAUUUUGAAUUUCAAGUAAAUCGUAGUUGAGUUUUUUUAUUAUAUAUUUUUUUACUCAAAUUCGUUGACUUGUUAUUUUUUAGUUAACCGUCUUAAACAGUUUAAUUGACUCUUUGUUAAAGUUGGAUGAAAACGUAAAAUCACUUAAUUAUCGUAAUAUUUAAAAAAUCCCAAAGUUGUUUAUACUUAUACAGAAAAAAUGGCGUUAGAUCUCCAUCGAAAAAACGAGUUCAAGAUAUCCCGAAAAUCCCAGGAUGAAAUUCUGAAGGAAAUUAUAACCGACGAAUUUCCAUUGAACCCAUUGGAAUUGGUUGGAGAAACGAGCUUUGAUGAUCCUAUGAUCUUGGAGGAAACCGACAAGCUACCGAGAUCAGAUGUGCAGGAGUUUUAUAAAGAUGCUAGUAUUUUCAUCACUGGCGGAACUGGAUUUAUGGGAAAGAUGUUGAUCGAAAAGCUCAGCAGGUCGUGUCCACAUUAUAAGCACAUCUACUUGCUAAUUAGAAAUAAAAAAGGCAAGAAUGUUAAUGAACGUAUCGAUGCAAUAUUUGAAGAUAGGUUGUUUAAGAGAUUGAAGCACGAGAGGCCGAAGUUCUAUCAUAAGAUAUCUGCAAUCGCUGGUGACGUGUCCUUGCCAGGAUUAGGUAUAUCUUCCAGUGACAGAAAAAAAUUGGCAGAAAAUGUGAAUAUUGUAUUCCAUGCAGCGGCUACAAUUAGGUUUGAUGAACAUAUACGCACCGCAAUCAACAUCAAUGUCCUUGGAACAAGGGAAAUUAUAAGCCUAGCUAAAGAAAUGACUAACCUUAAGGCAUGUAUGUACGUAUCAACUGCGUAUGCUAAUUGUGUGUAUAGUAAAAUCGAAGAAAAAUUUUAUGGAGCACCAUAUGAUUACAAUGGAGUGAUAUCAUUGGUAACUUCGGCAAACGACGAUAAAAAAUUAGAAAACAUCACACCCAGCUUAACUGCUGGUUGGCCAAACACAUAUACGUUUACAAAAGCUUUAGCCGAAGAUUUAGCCAAACACGAGUCUAUUGGACUGCCGUUUGGCAUAUUCAGACCAUCAGUUGUUAUUUCGACAUAUAAUGAACCUGUUCGAGGCUGGAUCGAUAACGUUUAUGGACCCAUUGGUAUGAUCGUGGGAGUCGGUGCCGGAGUACUUCACACACAUCACUGUGAUGUCGAUAAGGUCGUUGACUUAGUUCCCGUAGAUUUAGUUGUUAAUGCACUGAUAUGCUCAGCUUAUAAAGUCAGCCAAAGUAUAACAACAAGUGAAUCAACUCCACCUAUUUUUAACUAUGUCAGUUCUAAGCAGAAUCCAAUAAACUUAGGAAAAUUCUUCGAAAUCAUCAAAAAAUACGGAUUACCUAACUGGCCUACCAUCAAUGCAAUUUGGUACUAUUCGUUUAUCCCCACUAAUAAUCCAUAUAUAUAUUCCUUGUUGUUCUUAUUACUCCACACAAUACCCGGUUAUUUUUUGGACUUUUUAUGUCUAAUGACUGGCAAGAAGCAAAUGCUUACUAACAUCUAUAAAAAAAUGAAAAAAGCCAACACUGCAUUAGUUUUCUUUGCAAAUAAUCAAUGGGAUUUCAUUGACAAAAACACCAGUGCACUUUGGAAUGGUAUGUCAGAAGCUGAUAAAAAAAUAUUCUUCUUCGACAUAAAAGAAAUGUCUUGGGAUUAUUAUGCACGAGCUUGCGGUAUUGGCUUACGUUUAUACUUAGUAAAAGAUGACAUACAUACAAUAAAAAAUGCAAGAACCAAGUGGGAAAAAUUACGCAAAGCUCACUUACUAUUAAAAACAGUUGUGGCAAUAAUAUUCUUACGAGUGUGCUGGUUCAUCAUCAACAUGUGUUUUAAUUAAAUGUGUAUUAAAUCUAUUUAUAUAUUUUA